Messenger RNA from Spinacia oleracea (spinach), 1363 nucleotides. RefSeq names its product peroxidase 21-like. Gene Ontology annotation, biological process: hydrogen peroxide catabolic process; response to oxidative stress. Lineage: Eukaryota; Viridiplantae; Streptophyta; Magnoliopsida; Caryophyllales; Amaranthaceae. The record is from RefSeq and is a predicted model, not a curated record. Gene Ontology annotation, molecular function: peroxidase activity; heme binding.
CUAUUUAAUCCAAUUGCUUUUAUACUAAAGUUAUAGAGCAUUAUUUCAAGCAAUAAGCCAAGAUGCACAAAUCUAGUGCCAUGAUGAUCCACUCUAUUCCCGUCUCAACCUUCAUCCUUUUGCUAUUGCCAUUCUUUCUACAAUUUCAUUCAGGAAUGGGUGAGCUUAUGGUGGAUUACUACUCCAAAAGUUGUCCAAAUGCAGAAAAAAUAAUAAAAGAUCAAGUAUUGAAACUUUAUGAUGAGCAUGGAAAUACUGCUGUAUCUUGGGUUAGGAAUCUAUUUCACGACUGCAUGGUCAAGUCAUGUGAUGCAUCACUUCUUUUGGAUACAACAUAUAUAUCAAUGGGUAUUGAAACAGAAAAAAGCGAUUCAAGAAACUUUGGAAUGAGAAAUUAUAAGUAUAUCAAAACUAUAAAGGAUGCAAUUGAGAAAGAAUGUCCAUCCACUGUCUCUUGUGCUGAUAUUAUUGCCCUUUCUGCAAGAGAUGGCGCUCAACGGCUUGGAGGACCACAUAUAGAGAUGAAGACGGGAAGAAGAGAUAGUAAACAAAGUUAUGCAGCAAAUGUAAAAGACAUGAUCCCAAACCACAACGACUCUAUAUCAUCCGUACUAUCCCGGUUCCAAUCAAUGGGCAUUGACGUUGAAGCAACCGUUGCUUAUUAUAUUUUAGGUGCUCACUCCGUAGGAAGAGUACAUUGUAUCAACCUCGUAAACCGGCUCUACCCGACCGUGGAUCCAACUCUCGACCCUGAUUAUGCUACCUACCUUAAGAAUCGGUGCCCAAGCCCGACACCAAACCCGGAUUCAAGGAUGUACGUGGUUUAUGCAAGAAAUGACCAUGAGACGCCCAUGAUACUUGAUAAUAUGUACUACAAAAACUUGCUUAGCCAUAAAGGGUUGUUGUUGGUGGACCAAGGGCUGGUUUCGGAUCUCUACGUUAAGAAGAUGGCUGCGGAUAAUGCGUACUUCCAUGAACAAUUCUCAAGGGGGAUGAUUUUGUUGUCUGAGAAUAAUCCUUUAACGGGUAAUCAAGGUGAGAUCCGAAAGGAUUGUCGAUAUGUUAACUGAAAGCUAGCUACGUUACUAUAAUUAAUUGGUUGCUUGAUAAUUAAAAUUUGAUAUGUAUGGUCGAUGUUAUUAAUUACAACAUUAAUAAUGUGCGUUACGUACUGUCUAUUGUUUAUAUACUACCAUGUACGUGGUAUGUGCUUGGUGUGUGUCUGUGUGAUCAUGUCAUCGGACUGCUAUACAACUCUUCUAUUAGAGGUUGUACUCGUUAUAUAUGCACGUGUUGUACAUCAAUACAUGUGCGUCAAUUAAAUAAGAAAUUAAUAUUAUACGGAGUACUUUGUAUUUCUUAA